Molecule: messenger RNA, 1259 nt
Organism: Prorocentrum cordatum
Lineage: Eukaryota; Dinophyceae; Prorocentrales; Prorocentraceae
Source: the annotation of a GenBank genome assembly
GAUUUCAGGUGAGAACGCAGCAUAAGUACAGACCACACCUGGCCACACCUUACCACAUCCUUCGUCUCAUACUUCUCUCACGAUGGCUUCACCUCCGGCAUGGUGGUCGAGCGCUGAGGAGAGCUUGUUGGAAAAGCAGGAAGAUAAGAUGAAGGAGAUGUUGACCCCGAUCAAACAAGAUGUCCAGACCUUGAAGGGGGACGUCACGGGCAUCAAACAGUCCCAAAAGGAAUUGGAGGAGCGGGUCGGGAAGCUCGAGACGGCUCAGCCUGCGAGCUCCUGGCGUGCCAUUUUCGUCGAGAUCAUGGGGCUGUGCGAGUGGGAGUACACAUCCUCCAAGGGGAUGAACAGGACCGAGGCCACCGAAAUGGUCUUGGAGUUGAAGGGCCAACUUCCGCAGGAACUCCGUGAGCACGUCCGGGAGAUGCAGCUCAAGGGACCCAGGAACUACGCCAUCAGGAUCCCCAUGGCGCCCGAGUAUUUACAGGAGAUCCGUGUGAUCUGGAACGAGUACCUCACGAAGGAGGACAAGAAAUGGAAAAUGGCGGACACCGUGAUCUACGUGCACGCCGAGCGCCACCCCGACGUCCAGGCGCAGUAUACCAAGCUCGGGCGCGUCAAGGACUGGGUACGGGAUGGGAUCGACGCGACGCUGGAGCCGAAAGUGCGUUGGAGCCCCGACUUCAGCGUGGUCAUCAACAAGUCCGACACGGAGGGGGAUAUGGGUGUUAAGGCAACUAUCGUGUUAUGCGAAGUUCAGCUUGGUGGAGGUAUUGUAUGGCAUGAUGAGGGGCUUCGGAUCGGUGGCCUGUCCAAGACAGCCGCAGAAGAAGGAGUCAAGCGGGUCCGGAGGAAGGGACCUUUCACCAGGCAGUAGGGGUGCCCGCCGCUGAAUUCGAGCACCGGGGGAGGAGGAUGCUCGGUUAUCACUUACAACGCGCACAAGAAGAAUCCUUUUGAAAUACUUCGGAUCUCCAGGAGUUUGACGCGUUUGGGUACUGGGGAUGCGGUUGUGCGCCUGCAGGAGAUCCCGAAGUGGACCAGUGGGCGCGUAAUCAAUGGCACGAGGUAUGUUGUACAUAGCUGCCGUACCAAGAGGGCCGAACUUGCCGGGGCAAGUGGAUUCGAUUGUGGCUUCUUGGUGCGGGGAAGCCUGAAUCCGAAGGUGAGGGGCGAGAGGCGCGGCAAAUAGUGGGGUGGCCUUGUCUUGGCACAAGGCCCAGGCGGUUAUACAUUAUAUUUAAAUGCGCAUUUUAUCC